Engraulis encrasicolus (European anchovy) is the source of this 1618-nucleotide messenger RNA. RefSeq names its product Rieske (Fe-S) domain containing (gene rfesd). NCBI's taxonomy places the organism in Eukaryota, Metazoa, Chordata, Actinopteri, Clupeiformes, Engraulidae. Gene Ontology annotation, molecular function: 2 iron, 2 sulfur cluster binding. The transcript is spliced from 4 exons. The record is from RefSeq and is a predicted model, not a curated record. The coding region runs from base 119 to 634 and encodes 171 amino acids.
GACCGUGUGACGUUUCUUUGCGGUUAAGUGCGCAGAUAGAAACCGUUCUACUCAAAUAGACUACAUCUUUUUGCAGCAUUUUUGUAACUUGCCGGCUUGUGUCCGGCGUUAAGCUAUCAUGUCCGCGGGAGACAGUACAUCUGCGCAGAGACACUUCGUGGGAAAGCGGGAGGAUCUCGUAAAGGCAAAGCGUUUGGCCAUGACAGUGGAGGGCAGAGAGAUCCUCAUAAUACACCACUUGGACAGUUUCUAUGCACUGGAUCUCCACUGCUACCAUGCGGGAAGCCCACUGGAGCACGGAGACAUUGAGGAGAUUGACAAGAAGCUGUGCAUCAUCUGCCCCAAGCACAAGUACAAGAUCACGCUGGCCAAGGGGGAGGGUCUGUACAGGGCCGCCAACCCCAACGUCAAGCCGCGCGUCUACAAGUGGUACUCCAAGGGACUCAAGCAGAGGACGCAUCAGGUGACCGAAGAGGACGGGGACGUGUUUGUGACGCUGUCCUGCAUGUCUCUCUUCCUGGAGUCCGACUACUUCUACACGGAGCAGGGCAAGAAGGACAGAGAGGAACUGGCGAAUAGCUCAACAACUGACUCAAAAGACCAGGAUUUCGUUGAGGAGGAGGAUGAAGGCUAACAGUGCACUCCACAUUGGCAACUGAAGGUCCUUCAAAGAACCUUGUCAUUUUUUUUGUUCAACAACUUUUCCACAUCAAUGAUACACGGUUCCUACAUACAGCAUCACUUGUAGAGAUGUGGGACUGGAAAAUAGGAUUUUUACUUACACAUAGAGGCCCGCUUCAAGUAAUCUCAUUUCAUUAUGUUGUACUGUUGCAUAUAUGGGCUUGUCAUUCUAUACAGUGUUGCCUCUCUAAAUGAAACUCAGGCUGACAUUUCCCUUUUUUCUUGAAAGGCUUACAAGUGCUUUAUUACAAUAAAAUAAAUUAAAAUAAACAGUAUUACCGAAUGACUGAUUCAGUCUGCUUGUUGGUCAAGGCAGACUUGAGAAAUGUACAAAAUUUGAGUUUUACCACUUGUUUACUCAGAGAGCAAAAGUAAAAAAAAUAAAUAAAAAAAACUCACAAGAGAUUUAAGAAUCGUAAAAAUAAACAGUCUCCGUAAACACUACUGUAUAUACUGAGCGCUUCAGCAAAGACUCCUCGUCUCCUACUGAUUUAUGCCUUGUAUUUUCUCACGUUAGGACCAAAUGUGAAGAAAACAACAACAAAUAAGCAGUGCUGAAGGCCCUGAAUUAAUGAAGUGGCUAAAAAGGGAUUUCUUUAGAAGCUGACUGGGACCACCCUACAAGCUUGAUCGUAUAUACAUUCCCUCAUGUAGGCAGCCCCAUUGCAGGCUCUUAGGAACCGUCUAAUGAAAUGUUAAAAGACACUGGCAAUCUCCUGGGUCCGUGUGAUUAUUAACAGUGCACAUAUUUGUCUGACAUAUUUCCCAUAGCUGGCCACUGUGUCCAAUUAUCUCAGCCGAGUGUGCCUGCCAGCGAGAGGGGCUUUCCAUUUUCUGCUGAUGUCAACAGAAAUAGUCAGUGGCUGCCGAUACGGCUGCAUUUCCCCCUUCGCCAUGCGCAUAAUAGCGUCACGCUUACAGUAACCACUGGACGCAA